Micropterus dolomieu (smallmouth bass) is the source of this 3134-nucleotide messenger RNA. It is a transcript of the gene fgl1, whose product is annotated as fibrinogen-like 1. Lineage: Eukaryota; Metazoa; Chordata; Actinopteri; Centrarchiformes; Centrarchidae. Gene Ontology annotation, biological process: negative regulation of T cell activation; regulation of immune response. The transcript has 7 exons. The record is from RefSeq and is a predicted model, not a curated record. Bases 273 to 1232 code for a protein of 319 amino acids.
UCCCCAGUUUGGAAUCAACAAAGUCUGUCUUCCUUUUCGCAUCUGUGUGUGCAUCUGUUCUCGACACUCCCUGCAUAUUUUCUAUACUUUAUGACUGUAGAGAAUCUGGUAUUUUCUCCUUCUCCUUGGAAACAUCUUUCUUUGGAUCCAGGUGUGGGGAGCAUUUCAAGAUUCUAACUGUGCUCUCUGUGACCAGAUUCAACUAAACUCUGACAAGUGGAAGUCUCUUGACGUCUGAGCUUUUAGUUUUGUGCUGUCUAAAAAAGAAGAGGAUGGAAGGCCCACUGCUGCUGCUCACAAGACUGAUGGUCGUCACAGCUUGCUUUCAAUGUCUCCAUGCGUCAGACACUUGCAGUGAGGAGGUGGCUCGUCUGUGGGAACACAAGAAGCUUCUGCAGGGCCAGCUUCAGAAACAAGAACUCCUCCUACACAGACUACAACUGCUGAACCAACCUGGCAAGGAGGACAAAGCCAGAUCCAACCAGAGCCAGGACACACAAUACACAGACUGCUCCCAGCUCUUCAAUUCUGGCUCCAAAUCGAGUGGUCUCUACAUAAUCAAGCCCCAUGGCAGCCCUCAUCCAGUCAGAGUCUACUGUGAUAUGAGUGAUGGAGGUGGUUGGAUCGUCCUUCAGAGACGGAUCAAUGGAACAGAGAGGUUUAACAGGUCAUGGGCAGAAUACAAGGAUGGCUUUGGAGACUUGAAUGCAGAAUUUUGGCUCGGAAAUGACAACCUGCAUUACAUCACUACACAAGGGAAUUAUUCUCUGAGGAUUAACCUGGAAGACUUUGACGGCUAUCAACGCUAUGCAGAGUACAAGAACUUUAAAUUGGCCAAUGAAAAGGAUCACUACCGACUUACCUUUGGAGCCUAUGUAGGUACAGCGGGAGAUGCUAUGUCUGGAAGUGAUCGGGCUGAUGUGUCAGUGUGGGCCAGUCACCAAGGCAUGAAAUUCAGCACCUAUGACCAAGACAAUGAUAACUACAAAGGAAACUGUGCCCAGGAAGACAAAGGAGGCUGGUGGUUCAACAAGUGUCACUCAGCCCAUCUGAAUGGCAUGUACUACCCCAAUGGGCACUACAGUGCAUUGACAGAUGAUGGUGUAGUCUGGUACAGUUGGAGAGGAUGGUGGUACUCCCUGAAGACCAGCAUGAUGAAGCUGCGGCCCAGCGACUUCACAACUGACCCCACUGAUGACCCCAAUGCUGUUCAUAGCAAACCACCUGCCUAGAUCAGACACGAGCAGAUAUCACGUCUUCUUGGCUUCAGUAUUUUGGGAAGAAACAGCUUGGCAAACAUGUAUUAAUUGGUGUGAAAUCAAAUUUCAAAAAUCAAAAAACAAACCUAAUGGGAUUAUUGUAGUAUUUUUAAACCUGGCCCCUAUUUUCACAUGUUUUGCUGUGUAAAUGACUAUUAAGUACAAAAGGUAUUGGAAUAAAUGCAGUAGACGGCUUCAGCCAGCAGCAACAUAUUCCUUUGAGGCAAUUGCUCCUGUCAAAAUUACGUUUACAAAAAGUGCUUUUUCUAACAACAUCAUGAAAAGAACCUUUCCACUGUUGUCUUCCUGCAACACCUCAAUACUCACGAGAAUUCAGAGCAAGAUUUGACCUUGAUCAAUACUUCAGUUUCCUUUUAAAACCACUUGCAAGGAUCCUUUCCAUGAUGUUGUUAGACACCUCGUGUAACAGUCUGAGCCCGUCACUUUUGGUGGAGAAAUACGUUGCAGCCACUGCAACCGGAUCGUGCCAGUCAGCUGAAGACAUCUACUGCAUGGAUUCCAAAACUGUACCUACUAAUCAGUUUUACACCAAAUAUAUGUGAAAAUGGGGCACAGGGUAAAAUUCCCAAAAUUACCCUUUAAACAUAAAUCUAUUUUUAUUAUCCUCUCAAAUCCCACGAGGACUUGUUUGCACACUAAGCACUAAUCAACCCCAUUGACACAUGGUAACAAAUAUUCUGUGCUAUCAGAUUGUAUCUGGAUGGAGGAAUGUGGCAGUAACUAAGUCGAGUAAUAUAGCAUUUAUGAGCUAAAGAUUAUCUCAAUCAAAUUUCAACAACAUAGUAAAAUCUUUAAAGACAUACUUGUAAGGGGACUUGUGAAACUUUUUGCCUGUUUAGGAGACAUGAAUGUUGCAAGAGGAAGUAACACAGACAAAUGUCUGUUUUGGUGGAGGAAUCAGUGUGUGCCUGACACAGGCAGAAAGAUUGGACUGAAGGCGAUGAAAGGAGCCAUUAUCAUGUCCUUGAAAAUGUCUGUAACAAGAACGGUUAGUGUUAAAAAUUAUAAAAAAGAGCAGCUGAGUGCGGUACUGGGAGUUUGCCCAACUGCUAUGUGCUGUUUUAACACAAGCAAUUGAAAUAUAAGAAUUCUGCCUGUGGCUACAAAUAUUCAAUAUCUUCUUUUUUAGAGGGGCAACAGAAUCGAGUGUCAUUUGCAGUGAGCCUGCAGCACUAUUAACAAGAUGAUCAAUAUGGGAGGGACUGAAGUUAGCAUAACAGUUCUCUGUUAUGUUGACACAUGGUAUUGAAUUAAAUGAAGACGCAAUCACUUCUGUAAAUUUAGCUACAGCACUAUCAGAGGGACAUCUAGAAUAGGAAUUUCUGCCUAAGGGUGCGUAGUUCAGCAAUAGGAACUCAAAAGAUAUUAAACAGUGGUCAGAUAAAAUAUGAAAAAUGUUCAAUUUCAUGCCAUAAGCCUGAACAAGGUUGAGGGUGUGGUUAAAACAGUGAGUGGGUUUAUGAACACUCUGACAGAAGCCCAUCCAGUCUAAUAAUGAGAUAAACGCAGUACUAAGGCUGUGAUUGUCAAAAUCCACAUGAAUGUUAAAAUUACUUUAUCUGUUUUAAGGACUAAACUUGAAUAAAAAAUCUGUUACAUUUUCCGAAUACGGACCAGGAACGUGGUAGGCUUUUACAUGACUGAAAACACAGGACUGUACACAACAAUAUAUGUUACUUGAGGGGAAAACCAUAUAACUAUAAAGAAUUCCUUUUAGGGUUUUAGUAAACUCUGUACUUCAUAUCACACGUACAGGUUAUUAUUAACAACUCUUCUUGGGAACAUACAUCCAGCUUUAUCUCCCUGCCAUUUGGAUUAUAACCAUGAUUCAUAAAUUAAAACAAGGAAACACUU